AUGGAGUCUGAUGCCUUACAGGUGACAUUAAUGGAAAUUUUUCUCAAAAACUCGCACCAAAUUCAAUCAACGGUGUCAAAAAUCGUUCAAAUGUGUCUAUUUUUAAUUGGCUGCUUACUGACCGCCUUAUGCGUAUUUAUUGCAAUCAAAUGCUCAACAUUUCACAAAAACCUCAGAAAUAUCUUCAUUGCGCUCAUUUUCGUUUGGUUCGAAUUAUUCAUUUGCCGCUUGCUCGUUUUUCGAUUUCAGCACAUUCUCGCCAACUUUGAUGGAGACAUCGAUGAGCUCGACGAGUGCGGCCGAAUCGGCAACUGCAGUUUGUCGGCGAACUGGGCCGACAGCAUUUUCAUCGCUGCCAAUCUCCGCUACCAUUACAUGUAUUUUGUGAUGUUCACACCAAUUGCGAUUUUAAGCGAACGAAUUUCGGCGACAAUUCUAAUACACGACUACGAAAAAAAGAGGAGAAGCUGGAUUUAUGUGAUAAUUCUGAUAGCUCAAACAAUUUUUUCCGUCAGUUUCGCCCUCAUCACGACCUCAUUUCGCCUAACAUUUGUCGCUUUAAUUGUUUGCACCGGCACAAUUAUGAUAGCCGCAAUUUUGAUUUACAUUCUUGUCGAAUAUAUCAAUAAGAAAAGACUGCUGAAACUUGAGCAAGACCAUCGAAACACGAAUUAUUCGCUAAGUAUUCGAUAUCAGCUGAAGGAGAACUUGAAGACUUUAAAGCUUAUGCGCCGAUUUUUCCUGUCGAUCAUUGGAUUCAUUGUGGUGAUGGCGCUCACAAAUUCGAUUCCGGUUCUUCUCAAAUUCCCCGAAUCCGCAAUUUUAUCGAUUCGCGAAUAUUUGGAUUACCUUUUCCACGCAAACCCGAUUAUUCUCGUUCCAACGGCAAUUCUCACAAUCGAAAGUUAUCGGAGAUUCUUUUUGAGUCGAACUCGCCAAUUAUUCGGUAUUCGCUAUGAGAGCCAACGGAACAAUUUGAACAAGUUGAAGCUGCCGGCGAAUGUGAACGAAUCCGACGUCUACUUUGAGAUCUUCGAACGUCAAUUAUAUUCGAAACCGUCGUUUCGGCAAAUCAAAAGCAAUAGCACUUCUAAAUUGGCUUCGAUUUCAUAA
Molecule: messenger RNA, 1113 nt
Organism: Caenorhabditis bovis
Lineage: Eukaryota; Metazoa; Nematoda; Chromadorea; Rhabditida; Rhabditidae
Source: the annotation of a GenBank genome assembly